AUGUGGAAACGUUCCUCCAUCGCUGAGAAUGAAGAACGCGGAGUUGGUGGCAUAUUCUUUGAUGAUCUUGAUAGUUCACCCCAAGAGGAUAUUUUCACGUUCGUCAGGGACUGUGCUGCGGCUGUUGCACCUUCUUACUUACCCAUAAUUGUUAGACGUAUGCUCACCCCCUACUCCGACCGGGACAGACACUGGCAACUUAUUCGUCGGGGUCGUUACGUCGAGUUCAAUCUAAUCUACGAUCGUGGAACUAAGUUCGGUCUCUUUACUCCCGAGGCUAGAAUUGAGAGUAUCUUCGUCUCCAUGCCUCCUCUUGCUGAAUGGGUCUAUUGUCAUAAACCGUGUGAGGAUAAACGUCAUCAAGAAUUGAUGGAUGUACUCACGAAACCACGUGAAUGGGCGUAA
Molecule: messenger RNA, 405 nt
Organism: Rodentolepis nana
Lineage: Eukaryota; Metazoa; Platyhelminthes; Cestoda; Cyclophyllidea; Hymenolepididae
Source: the annotation of a GenBank genome assembly